Bombus pyrosoma is the source of this 1035-nucleotide messenger RNA. It is a transcript of the gene Mrm2, whose product is annotated as rRNA methyltransferase 2, mitochondrial. Gene Ontology annotation, cellular component: mitochondrion. Bases 208 to 963 code for a protein of 251 amino acids. Gene Ontology annotation, molecular function: rRNA (uridine-2'-O-ribose)-methyltransferase activity. NCBI's taxonomy places the organism in Eukaryota, Metazoa, Arthropoda, Insecta, Hymenoptera, Apidae. The record is from RefSeq and is a predicted model, not a curated record. The transcript has a single exon. Gene Ontology annotation, biological process: RNA methylation.
AACUUGUAGCUAUACAAGAUAUUAUAUUCGACCACAUUAAGUGUUACAAUAUUAUUUAGACGAUGUUUAAUUCGUAUGAGUAAUUUUGUGUAAUGAAUGAUCGAAUAGUAACUGAAUUAUAAAAAAUAAGAAGACGAUUCAUUUGUGUAUAUAUGUUUUGCAUAUGAAGCUUUUUCUAACAUUGCCAGCAUUUAGUUAGGUUAUAUCAUGAAGUGUUUUUGUCGUAAUCUUUUGAUAUUAAGGGACUUGCAUAGUUGUACUACAUUAUUUCGAGAAGUACCAAAAGAUUUAAAAGGGAAGAAGCAUAGCUCGCAAUUAUGGCUUACAAGACAGUUAAAAGAUCCUUACGUGGAGAUGGCUCGAAAAGAAAAUUAUAGAUGUAGAAGCGCAUACAAAUUAUUAGAAAUCAAUGAUAAAUUUAAAAUAUUGCAGCCAGGGCAUAUCGUAAUUGAUUGUGGAGCUGCUCCUGGCAGUUGGACACAAGUUGCUAUUAAAGCAACAAAUGCAAAUGCUAAGGAAGAUGGUGAUGUUGGAACUGUUUUUGGAAUAGACAAGCAACCUAUAUAUCCGAUCGAAGGUGCAACAUUAUUGAGUGGCAUGGACUUUACCGAUCCAGCAUCUCAAAAUCUACUUCUAAAACAUUUAAAUGGUAAAAAACCUAAUGUAGUUUUAUCAGAUAUGGCACCAAAUGCGUCUGGCAUAAGAGACUUGGAUCAUGAGAUCAUAAUACAACUCGCAUAUAUUGCUCUGAAAUUUGCUUUACAAAUUAGUGAAAAAAAUGGAACAUUUGUCUGUAAAAUAUGGGACGGUGGAAAGUCUCAACAAUUUGAGAAAGAUUUGGUAAAAUUUUAUAAACAUGUAAAAUCCCUAAGACCGGAGGCAACGAGAGAUGAGUCUACAGAGAAGUUUUUCAUAGCUAGAGGAUUCAAAGGAAUAAAAAGUACAUCCAGUAAUACAACGUAACAUGCAGUUUCUUUAACAAUUAAGUUAUGUACAAUAAAAAAUGCUUAAUGAAUAAAAUGAUUUCUAACAUAA